Nicotiana tabacum (common tobacco) is the source of this 1155-nucleotide messenger RNA. Lineage: Eukaryota; Viridiplantae; Streptophyta; Magnoliopsida; Solanales; Solanaceae. The record is from RefSeq and is a predicted model, not a curated record.
UCUCUCUCUGUCUCUUACGGCUCAUCAGUCAUCUCUCUCUGACUCUCCUUGGUCCUCGACUCCCCUCUCAGUCUUGCUCGAUAAUCCGAGAAAUUUACAGUAGCUUUCAAUUUUGAAGGUCAUUAUUCUGUGGUUUAUCAAGGAUUGUGUUCAUAAGGAAAAUCAGAAAAAGGAAGUUGGAGUUUAGCUAUCAGCAUUAGUUUUCUUUUUCCACACAAUCCACAAGAAGUACGGAAACUUGGUAAAGCCAAUCAGUAUUCCUUACAAAGAAAAGAAAAGUAUGGAGUCUCAAAAUGAAGAGAAUCUGGUUGGUUCAUCUUCUAGUACUUUUCCUAUAGAGAGUGAGAGUCAAUUGCAUAUGCAAGUCGAUGAAGUUGUUGAUGAAACUGGGAAAAGAAAACUUAUUUCUGACGCAUGGAGUUGAGUCAUCCCAAGCAUCUAGUUCUAGUGAAGUUGUUGGUCAUGUUGAGGGUGACCGACUGUCUAGUUUUGGUAGGUUUUUCGCGUCGAGUAGCUCGAACGUGGACACAAGAUCAGAAUUGGAUUCUUAUUUAGAAGAAAAUGUGCUACCCCGCACACCAUCAUUUGACACUUUAAGCUGGUGGAAGACAAACGGAUUAAAGUUUCCUACUUUACAAAAAAUGGCUCGUGACCUCUUAGCCAUUCCUGUCUUUACCGUUGCUUCAGAAUCUGCAUUUAGUACUAGUGGGAGAUUGAUUAGUCUGCAUCGUAGUAGACUUCAUCCUACUACUUUGGAGGCUUUAAUGUGUGCUCGCACUUGGUUAUGGAAAGAAAUAAAUGGUUUGGCUUCAACGGUCGACAAAGUUUCAUGUCCAACAUUACUUGACGAAGAGGAAGAGUCGGAUUCAAGUUAUCGAUAGAAGAGGAGGAGAAUGUUUGAUAGAUUUUGUUUAGUAUAGACCAAUAGACCUUGCUAACAGCUUUGUAGUUUGUUAAAGCUACUGCUCCUAUGCCUUUUGAGAUGUGUUUUUGCUUCAACAUUAUGGUUUAUGGUCCAACGUUGUUGGUUCUGGCAUUGAGUUCUGAUUCAGUAUUCAUUGCUUCAGCAUCUCCUUCAUUCUGCAGUAGAAUUUCUGCUCCUUGCUUUUAUUGCAAUGUUUGAUGCUUGAUUGAAUACAGAAAUUGAAACUCCCA